This is a messenger RNA of Rhincodon typus (whale shark), 1794 nucleotides long. RefSeq names its product myotubularin related protein 7b (gene mtmr7b). Gene Ontology annotation, biological process: phosphatidylinositol dephosphorylation. Gene Ontology annotation, molecular function: phosphatidylinositol phosphate phosphatase activity. NCBI's taxonomy places the organism in Eukaryota, Metazoa, Chordata, Chondrichthyes, Orectolobiformes, Rhincodontidae. The record is from RefSeq and is a predicted model, not a curated record. The transcript has 14 exons. The coding region runs from base 67 to 1794 and encodes 575 amino acids.
UCCUAUCGAAACCAGGGCCUUUUGGGCUCCCCGCCGGGUGGCUUCUUGGUUCCUUUCAGGCAAGGGAUGGAGCACAUCAGAACCCCAAAGGUUGAAAAUGUCCGCUUGCUGGAUCGGGUUUCAUCAAAGAAGGCAUCAAUUGGUUCACUGUAUCUGACAGCAACACAUUUGAUUUUUGUGGAGCAUUUGUCUGACUCUCGGAAAGAAACAUGGAUACUUCACAGUCAGAUCUGUGCUGUGGAAAAGCAAGGAACUACAGCAACAGGCUGUCCCCUGCUUAUUCGCUGCAAGAACUUCCAGGUCAUCCAGUUUAUCAUUUCACAAGAAAGAGACUGCCAUGAUAUUUACAUUUCGUUAAUUCGUUUAUCACAUCCAGUAAAGUAUGAAGAAUUAUAUUGCUUCUCAUUUAACCCGAAACAAGAAGGAAAUGAAAGAGAACAAGGCUGGAAUCUCACUGACCUCAAGGCUGAAUACAACCGCAUGGGUGUUCCUAAUAACUUAUGGCAAGUUUCACAUGCAAAUAGAGACUAUGGGGUUUGUGACACAUACCCUGCAGAGUUGUAUGUACCAAAGUCAGUUUCUACACCACUUAUAGUGGGCAGUUCCAAAUUCAGGAGCAGAGGUCGCUUUCCUGUUCUCUGUUAUUUCCGCCAGGAUAACAACGCUGCUAUUUGUAGAAGCAGUCAACCUCUAUCAGGUUUCAGUGCUCGGUGCCUUGAAGAUGAGCAGAUGCUUCAGGCCAUCAGGAAGUCAAAUCCAGGAAGUGAUUUCUUAUAUGUUGUUGAUACUCGGCCAAAGUUAAAUGCAAUGGCAAACCGAGCAGCGGGAAAAGGAUACGAGAAUGAAGACAACUAUUCAAACAUUAAGUUCCAUUUUAUAGGGAUAGAAAACAUCCAUGUCAUGAGAAAUAGUCUGCAAAAACUACUGGAUGUCUGUGAGCUUCGAUCUCCUUCAAUGAGUGACUUUCUAUGGGGUUUGGAGAAUUCUGGCUGGUUGAAGCACAUUAAAGCCAUUAUGGAUGCUGGAAUAUUUAUUGCAAAAGCCGUUGCUGAGGAAGCAGCCAGUGUGUUGGUUCACUGCUCAGAUGGUUGGGACAGGACAGCACAGGUUUGCUCCAUAGCAGGCCUGCUACUUGACCCGUUUUAUAGAACUUUAAAGGGAUUUAUGGUUUUAAUUGAAAAAGAUUGGGUUUCCUUUGGACACAAGUUUAAUCACAGAUACUGUCACUUGGAUGGUGAUCCCAGGGAAGUUUCACCGGUUAUUGAUCAGUUUUUUGACUGUGUCUGGCAGCUGAUGGAGCAAUUUCCAUGUGCCUUUGAGUUCAAUGAAAGAUUUCUGGUGCACAUUCAUCAUCAUGUCUACUCUUGCCAAUUUGGCAACUUUAUUUGUAACAACAAUAAGGAGAGCAAAGAACUAAGAAUUCAAGAGAAAACUCAUUCACUAUGGCCUCAUCUAUGGAAAAAUGGUAUCGAUUAUAAGAAUCCCCUCUACAGACAAGACCAUAGUCAGACUCAGGGAGUUCUGAGACCGCACACAGCUCCAUCUAACUUCAGGUUUUGGAGAAGCAUGUACAACGGAUUUGAAAAAGGCAUGCAUCCUCGACAGUCUGUUACAGAAUUCUUGAUGGCUGUUAAGGAAGAAACUCAGCAGCUGGAAGAUGAACUUGAAAUACUGGAGGAGGUUACAAGCCCAGACCUCGCAGAUUCUUUGGCUGUGAUCUACUGUCGCCGCUGGCAUGUUGCUAAAUUCAAAUCGCAGUCAUCAAAGCACUACACUUUAAAGGUGGACGAGUAG